GAUGGCGGCUGCCGGGGGAGAGCCUUCCUCUCACUGCGUCUCAGAUGAUUUAUUUCAAAGCUUCUACACGGAGGUGAAGCAGAUUGAGAAGAGAGACUCUGUGCUAACCUCCAAGCAGCAGAUAGACAGACUGCUCAGGCCUGGCUCAUCCUACUUUAAUCUCAACCCAUUUGAGGUGCUUCAGAUUGAUCCUGAUGCAACAGAUGACGAAUUGAAGAAAAGAUUUAGGGCGUUAUCCAUUUUGGUCCAUCCAGACAAAAAUCAGGAUGACCAAGAAAGAGCACAGAAAGCUUUUGAAGCUGUGGACAAGGCAUACAAACUGUUACUGGAACCGGAACAGAAGAAAAGAGCUUUAGACGUGAUUCAAGCAGGAAAGGAAUAUAUUGAGCAUAUGGUAAAGGAGAAAAAGAAACAGUUGAAGAAAGAAGGGAAGUCAUUGGAUGUGGAGGAGGAUGACCCAGAAGUGUUCAAGCAAGCAGUGUACAAACAGACCAUGAAGUUGUUUGCAGAGCUAGCAAUCAAGAGGAAGGAAAGGGAAGCAAAGGAAAUGCAUGAAAGGAAAAGGGCAAGAGAGGAAGAAAUUGAGGCAGCAGAGAAAGCAAAGCGAGAGAGAGAAUGGCAGAAAAACUUUGAGGAAACAAGAGACGGGCGUGUGGACAGCUGGAGGAGCUUCCAGGCUAAAGGCAAAACUAAAGAAAAGAAGAACAGGUCCUUCCUCAAGCCCCCCAAAGUAAAGAUGGAACAGAGGGAAUGAUGCUGUUAAAAUCGGACUUCACUAGAUUACCCUCCCCUCCCGUUCUGUGUACCCCCCUCCCAUCCACCCACCAUCCCUUUGUCGUCUCCAGUCAGCUGUGUAGUCGCCCUCACGCAGUCAUCAGGAUACACGUCGUACGGCAACUUCUUCAUCCUGACCAACGUAGUUUUGUACUUGGUUUUCUAAUGUACAUAUUCGUGAUCUGGACCCUGAGAUCAUAACCUGCCUCAUGUCAGAAAGAGAAAUGAUGCAUCUUCCACUUAUGUAACUGACCAAAAGAGAAAAAGAAAAUGUGGUUGGUCAUUAAGUUUGCUUUUUGUUCUUUAUUUUUUAAAUACAAAAUAAAGCUUGAUGUUAACAAGCCUACCUUACAGUGUGGAGUAGAUAUGUCGUCAGAUUAGUGCACACGAGAUAUUUCUGGAGAGGUCGUCACCUCACAGAAACAUCUGCUGCAGAUGUUUUUGUACUCUACAGUAUUACAUGCCCUC
Molecule: messenger RNA, 1242 nt
Organism: Scomber japonicus (chub mackerel)
Lineage: Eukaryota; Metazoa; Chordata; Actinopteri; Scombriformes; Scombridae
Gene: dnajc8
Product: DnaJ (Hsp40) homolog, subfamily C, member 8
Exons: 9
Coding region: 2-754 (250 amino acids)
Cellular component (GO): nucleus
Source: RefSeq, a predicted model, not a curated record